Messenger RNA from Penicillium argentinense, 945 nucleotides. RefSeq lists its product as uncharacterized. The coding region runs from base 1 to 945 and encodes 314 amino acids. The record is from RefSeq and is a predicted model, not a curated record. The transcript has 4 exons. Lineage: Eukaryota; Fungi; Ascomycota; Eurotiomycetes; Eurotiales; Aspergillaceae.
AUGGCCCCAACAGUUGCGGUAGCCGGCGCCACCGGCGGCGUAGGAAAGACCUUGGUCGAACAGAUCCAACAUGAGAACAAAUUCCCCGUGAUUGCGUUGACGCGACAGGAGCACGUCGAGUCGCCUGUCGCCGGUGUCCAGUAUGUACAGGUGGACUAUGAUGAUGUCGAUGCUCUUGCGCGACAUUUGGAGGCCCAUCAAGUCCAGACGGUGAUAUGCGCGAUUGGCAUGUUAGGAGAUGAUUGCUCCGAAGCCCAACUCAAUUUGAUUAAUGCUGCCAAACAGGCAGCGAGUGUACAGAGGUUUAUGCCCAGCGAGUGGGGCUACUAUACUGUGACGCGCGAAGAGAGGAAAUAUAUCGACCCUGGCAUUGACUGGUUCUUGACCGCCGCAAAUGCGCUCAAAGAGAGCGAUCUGAAAUUUACGCGUCCGGUUUGCGGGGCAUUCAUGGACUUCUUGGGACUACCACAUGCGCGAUCAAAUAUUCCUCCUUGGAAUAUUGCCGUCGAUGUCCUUAACCGAGAAGCGUGCAUUCCAGGGGAUGGUUCGACACCCUUGACCAUGAUCUACAGUUACGAUGCUGGGACCUUUGUCGCCAAAUUACUGGAGCUCGACGAGUGGCCCGAAUUCAGCUUCUGUGCUGGGGAAGAUACCAGUCUCGGUGAAGCCCUUCGACUGGCAGAAGAGGUCUGCGGACAAAAAUUCAAAGUCACCUAUAUGAAGCCGGAAGAUAUUGCCAAUGGGGACAUUCCUCCCAUGAGGAUUGCCGAGGGGAGUGGAAUUCAGCCGGAAGAUGCCCAAACCUAUAAUGUUUUUGGCUAUCAGCUAUAUCUCGCCGAGGCCUUCCAUUUGCCACAUGAAGGACGCGUUGGAAAUAGUUUCCCGGAUGUCAAGACGAAGACGGUCAAGGAAUUCUUGACGGAGACUUGGAGUGCGCAUGUUUGA